Molecule: messenger RNA, 1606 nt
Organism: Ixodes scapularis (black-legged tick)
Lineage: Eukaryota; Metazoa; Arthropoda; Arachnida; Ixodida; Ixodidae
Product: alpha-(1,3)-fucosyltransferase C-like
Exons: 2
Coding region: 231-1499 (422 amino acids)
Cellular component (GO): membrane
Molecular function (GO): alpha-(1->3)-fucosyltransferase activity
Source: RefSeq, a predicted model, not a curated record
GUUUUUCUGGCUGCGGCUUGGCAGCGGACUAUUUUUGCGUCGCGGUGGAACAGUGACUGGCGGUAAUGCGAGUGUGGGAGGAACUUCUGGCGCAAUCUUAACUUGAACCCGACUAUUCAAAAGAGACCCACGCAGGAAACACCCCGUGUAUUUUAUCCUGGCUUUGGUAGACUGCAGUCGCAGGCUCUUCACUGAAGAGUGCUCCGUGGUAGUGUGAACACCCAAGAGUAAUGGAGCCAUUUGAAAUACAAAUACGCGGAGCGAGGUCUGCCUGGAGCAGCAUCUGGAGUGUACCCCGCAACCGGUGCUACAUCGUCGUCUCCAUUAUUGGUGCCCUUCUGCUCUUCACGCUAGUGCCGCUCAUAGUGGAAUUAGCGAGGAAGCACAUCCCGCCCUCAAACUACAUCCCAGCGGAACUGCACCAGUGGAAGACAUGGCGGGAGCGACCUCAAGGUAAGGAGCUUGCCGCCCCUCGGAUUCUGAUUUGGUUCAGCCCUGACUUUCACCGGCCGGAAGAAACUCGCCUCCUCGUCAAGGGCCAGCUUCCCACACGCUGGUGUCCUCAGAAGCCAGGGCGUCGGCUUUGCUACGUCACCAAAGAUCACUCGUACCUGGAAACAAGUGACGUGCUCGUAUUCGCAGCCAGUAACAUGGAUGAGCACAGCUUGCCGCAUUCCCGCCACCAGCUGCAACCGUGGGUCUUCUGGACGCGAGAUCGUGCGCCACUCAACUUGCCGCCUGCCUUGGAUCUCGUCUCAUCUCAGUUCAACUGGACCAUGAGCUACCGGGCCGACAGCGACAUAGUACUUCCGUACAUGAGUUUUACUAGCAAGCAGGUUUCGUCCGUCCCCGCAGACUUCCAGGCCCUGUGGAAACAAAAGAGUCGCCUUGCCGUGUGGCUCCUGAGUGACUGCGAACCGGCCUUGAGGGUAGACGACAACAUCGUCGACAAGAGCAGCAGCAGCGAGGAUUACACCAAGGAGGUAAUCAAGGCGGUCGAGACCCAUGUGUACAGGAAGUGCGGAGCAGACCAUUGUGGCGUCUGGGACGGGUGCCUGAGCAGUCUGCAGCACGAGUUUCACUUUCUUUUUGUCAUGGAAAGCUCCGCAUGCUUCGAAGAUCCAACCGAGAUUAUCUACGAUGCGUUCAAGUACGAUAUCCUUCCCGUGUAUUUUGGCCGGCGGGACAUCAGCGCCCGCCUGCCGCCGAACUCCUUCUACGACACGACUAAUGCUGCUAGCGCCUUCGAAAUCAUCGAUGCGCUCCUUCACAUCUCCAAGAACUUCGAUCGCUACAACAGCUACAUGGCGUGGAAGGCCCGGUACGAACUAGUGCCAGCAGAAGACGACCUCUGCCUCCUGUGCGACCGCAUGCACCAGAAGAUCGAGCAGCACGUUAUGCAGCCCAAUAUUGUCGGCUGGUGGAAAUCACGCAGGGAUUGUUCUGCAGCUCCCGAUGUCCUCACUCAUGACGUUGAUAUCGAUAAUGUUGGGUCAUAACUGCCUUCAUUACACUUCCUUUGCUCUUCGUGCGUAAUCCUUCGUCUUUUUCUGUGUCGGUGUAUUUUAUCGAAUGUGUUCUUCAAUAAAGUAUUUUCGAAGUCGGA